Echinostoma caproni is the source of this 687-nucleotide messenger RNA. NCBI's taxonomy places the organism in Eukaryota, Metazoa, Platyhelminthes, Trematoda, Plagiorchiida, Echinostomatidae. The record is from the annotation of a GenBank genome assembly.
AUGCAAAUCGAUUUGACCAAUGAUGAUGAUGACGAAGAAGCAGAAGAAGUGAAUCAACGUGCUUCACAUCGUAUUCGUCCUUCCUCCCCGGCGUGUCAUACCAGACCAUCCGCCUCUAGUGGCCGCAAUCAUGGGCGCACAGAUUUGGAGCGGAAUCAGACGGGAGCGCUCUUGAUUAAUGAUGCAGAUGAUGAACGCCUUCGGCUCGUUCGUCCUGUCCUGGUGAUUUCCCCAUUACCUGCUACAAUUGUGAACGCCGCAACUACCUCAGGUUCCUCGACUUUGCGUACCGGUGUCGGUUCGACAGAAAUAUCCAAGUCCGUUGAAAAACCUUUGACGGAUGAAAGCCAUACUGACAGCGCUCGAACUGCAUCCAAUGUGCCUGUGGCGAAAUCCGGUAGUUACCGGCAUCUGUUUGAUGCUAUCGGUAGAUUGUCUCCAAAUAUACAGCAUACAACCGGUAAAACAAAUGCAUCGGUUCGACGUGAGUCAGACUUACAACCGGAUCGUACGUCGGAGGGACCUGGGCGAAGUGGCAAACGGAGACAUACUUCAGACAAACGAGACGGUGCUGAUCCUCCUUGGCGAUCGAUCCGACCCGUUUCAUCAUAUCUCCAGUCGUCCGAGCGGAUGGAUGAUUGUGUUCCUGGAGUGGAUCUCUUCGACUAUUCUGAUGGUGAGUGUUGA